Selaginella moellendorffii is the source of this 1787-nucleotide messenger RNA. Its product is annotated as high mobility group B protein 9. The coding region runs from base 17 to 1567 and encodes 516 amino acids. The transcript is spliced from 6 exons. Lineage: Eukaryota; Viridiplantae; Streptophyta; Lycopodiopsida; Selaginellales; Selaginellaceae. Gene Ontology annotation, molecular function: DNA binding. The record is from RefSeq and is a predicted model, not a curated record.
CGAUGAUGCCGCCCGGAUGGCGGCCAUGGGGAAGUAUUUCGCGCAGCGCGCGGCAGAUCAGCAGCAGCAGCAGCGCCAUUCUUUGGAGCUGGGAAGAAUUAUCCAAGAUUUGGCAGGGCAGGAUUCCGAUCCAAGACUCGCGGCCGCCAGCGCCAGGGUGCCGGCGGCGCCCGAGGAGGAGAUGGCAAAGAAUGCGCUGGAGCAGCCGCGGCAGCAGGAGCAGGAUUGCCGCGGUGGAGGCGAGAAUGAGGUGGGCGCGCAAAGACUGGCUCUAAGAUUGGCAGGGCCUACAUUGCUACAACGGUGCGCGAUCGCCGAGGCCGAGCAAGCCCGGCCUCUCGCGUUUCGUCUGGCAUCGCCGACCGCCUCGUCCUCGUCUCCAGCUCUGGCCACGCCCAUUUGCGUGCGAGGUCAGGUCUAUCCCCCGCCCCUUGCGACGCAUGAGGAAGUGACUCGUGAUCCGGUGCUCUUCAUGGACACGCUUUGCAAGUUCCAUGAAGCCAUGGGCAGUAGAAUGUCGAGCCCAAGAAUGGGAGGGAAUCAGCUGGAUUUGUAUCGUCUUUAUCAAGAAGUUACUGCUCGAGGAGGUCUCGAACAGGUUAUCAAAGACCGGCUGUGGAAGGACAUCAAAGCGGUGUUCAAUUUCCCCAGAACGACUACAAGUGCGUCGUUCGUGUUGCGGAAGUACUACACGAGCUUACUCCAUCAUUACGAGCAAGUGUAUUUCUUCAGAGCUGAGGGAAGCCUUGUGUCUCCUCCUGUUGCAGCUCCUCUUCCGGCGCCAAGCCCGGGAUUUCUUUUACCAGAGAAUGGAGUGCGUUCGGACGAGCUGGAGCUUGGGCCGAAGAUGCAAAAGCGACGACUCCAGCCUGCAAUUGACGUAGAUCUUGAAGCGCACAUCGGGGAGAUUGUGACCGGAUCCAUUGAAGAAAAGUUUGAGCACGGGUACUUAGUCACCGUUGUCAUCGGAUCCGACAGGUUCAGGGGUGUUCUAUAUCACGUCCCUGUUGGUUCUUCCGUGCCACAGUAUGCAUCGACAGUCGCGACGAGUAGAAGUACUCCAGAAGCUGCAAAUGUUGGCGUGCGGCUGAGAAGGCGACGAAAGCGAAUCGGCAUGCGCAGAAAAGACCCCAACGCACCCAAGCUCAACAGGAGCGGCUACAACUACUUCUUUGCCGAGCAGCGAGCCAAGCUCAAGCUCGUAUACCCAGACAAGGACAGAGAAAUCAGCAAGAUGAUCGGGGAGACGUGGAGUAGCAUGACCGAGGAGCAAAAAUCUCCUUAUCAAGAGCGCGGGGUCAAGGACAAGGAGCGAUACAAACGGGAAAUAAGCGAUUACCGAGACAGGAUGAAGAUGCAAAAACUAGGAAUCAGUGCUGAGCAGCAGGAGCAGCAGGAGCAGCAGUCUGGGGGCAGUCACGAGCAUGAAAGGAAGUACCCGAGCAAGCCGGAGCUCGGACCGGCUUGCGUGAUGCUACCGCCGGAACAACAGGCCCCGUUCCAAACGGCUAGUGCUAGUACUCCUACGACGACCACGGCUACCACGGCCACCACGAUUGCGUCCUAGAGCGAGCGAGCGAGCCAGCCGGCCAGCUUUGUGCUCCGGAUCACGUUGACAACAUGUAUUUAAUCACGCGAUGCUAGCCUAGGAGGAGGAGGAAGAGGAGAAGUCGAUCGAGAGAGCUAAAGCCUGCCAGAUCUCUAGUUGAUCUUUCUAGCAAUAUGUCGAGCGAUUUUGGUGACAAGACAAUACGAGAAAGUUCUAACGUGUCUUUUGUUUAAAUUAA